This is a messenger RNA of Centruroides sculpturatus (bark scorpion), 1211 nucleotides long. RefSeq names its product homeobox protein Hox-D4a-like. The transcript has 4 exons. The coding region runs from base 1 to 1107 and encodes 368 amino acids. Gene Ontology annotation, cellular component: nucleus. NCBI's taxonomy places the organism in Eukaryota, Metazoa, Arthropoda, Arachnida, Scorpiones, Buthidae. The record is from RefSeq and is a predicted model, not a curated record. Gene Ontology annotation, biological process: anterior/posterior pattern specification; regulation of transcription by RNA polymerase II. Gene Ontology annotation, molecular function: DNA-binding transcription factor activity, RNA polymerase II-specific; RNA polymerase II cis-regulatory region sequence-specific DNA binding.
AUGACGUUGAUAGAGUUAGAAGAGGAGGAUAUGUUGGAAAAAAAGGAUGUUGUUAGAGUUAGGAAAGAUGCUAAAGAUGAAGAAAACGAAGAGGAAACAGCCAUUUUGCCGUCUACCCUGUCCAGGCGAGCGAGAGCUCAUCGAUCAUCCGUGACGUGGGUCAGCGCCGCUUUACCAGAUUGGACGGCAGCCGUCACGUGUUAUGCUAAUUUUUUGCCCGGGGGCGGAGUCGCGGAGCGAGUUAAACGACAACCCGAAAGAAAAAUUAUUUCCAUCCAAUUCACCCAAAAAUUAAUGAUCAUGAGUUCGUUUUUGAUGAACUCUCCUGCGUAUGCCGACCCGAAAUUUCCACCCAGCGAGGAGUAUUCACAGGGCAACUACAUCCCCAACCACGCAGCCGACUACUACGCGCCCCCGCCACCUCAAUCGCAUCCUUACAGUUACGGCUGUGUCCCUCAUGCAACCUCCACGCAGCAGACUUUCGGCCAUGAGGCAUCACAAUACAACCACCACGCCGGUCCCCAAUUCCAUCAGCAAUAUCAUCAGCAACCGUGCGGUUUGGCGGCGCCCCAGGACGGCAACAGGAGCCAAAACUUGGCACGGGGGCCCCAACUACACCACCAAGCUCAACAGGAAGCGGAAUGUAAUACAAGUCAACCCCUCAUCUACCCGUGGAUGAAGAAAGUACACGUCAAUUCAGCUAAUGGGAACUUUUCGGGUGUGGAACCAAAAAGACAGAGGACCGCUUAUACUAGGCAUCAGAUACUCGAACUGGAGAAAGAAUUCCAUUUCAAUCGCUACCUGACGCGUAGGAGAAGGAUCGAAAUUGCUCACUCCCUUUGCCUGAGCGAACGACAGAUUAAGAUCUGGUUCCAAAACAGGAGGAUGAAAUGGAAGAAGGACAACAAAUUACCCAAUACUAAGAACGUUAAGAAGAAGAAUCCCGAUGGUACCACGUCCAAGAGGUCUCAGAAUUCUAAUCCGGCAGGGAUGGUAACACAUGCGGAUACUGUGCCACCUCCGCCACCCAUGCACAUGAUGCAACCUCAGCUACCCCCUCCACCAUCUAUGGACUCCAAAAGUGGUUAUGGGCUGACAGAAUUAUAAAAUGGAUAAAAACCCCUUCAAUACAGAGAAAGAAAGUGUAGAGAAGUCGUCGAUGUGUGCUAGUUUAUAGUACUUCGCCUCUACUUUUUGGUGCUUUAACAAAA